GGUGAUAGUGGGUGGUAGUGGGUGGUGUUGGUGGUUGAUAGUGGGUGGUAGUGGGUGGUGUUGGUGAUAGUGGGUGGUGUUGUUAGACCGUGUGGCGAUGGCGAAAGUGUCGAAUGAGCGUCUGUGUAACCUCGCGUACGAGGGAGACCUGGUGGAGCUCAAGGCGGAGCUGCUGAUGGCUGACAGGAGCCUCGCAGCCACGGCAGACCAGGCCCAGCGCACUCCCCUGCACUGGGCAGCGUCUGCGGGCCACUGGGACGUGGCUGUCUUCCUGCUGUCACUCGGGGUGCCCGUGGACGCACGUGAUGACAUGGAGUGGACCCCCCUGCACAUCGCUGCAUCAGCCGGCAGGGAGGCCAUCGUUGGUGAGCUGCUGGGCCACCGUGCCCAGGUGAACGCUCGCAACCGCACGGGGCAGACGGCGCUGCACUACGCAGCCUCACGCAACCACCCCGAGAUCCUGGAGCUGCUGCUGGUGGCGGGAGCCGACCCGGACGUGGGUGACAGCCUCCGCUCCACGCCGGUGCACCGCGCGGCCGCGCAGGGACACGGGGCCUGUCUGCAGCUCCUGCUACAGCACGGGGCCUCCAGUAACCUGCAGGACGGGCAGGGCAACACGCCGCUCCACCUGGCGUGCGAGGAGGAGCGGAGCGACGGUGCUCAGUUGCUGCUCAAGCACGGCGCCAGCGUGGACAUUGCCAACGCUGACGGACAGACCCCGCUGGAGGUUGCCCCGAGGGGCCUCGCCGCGCUGCUACGCAGGGCACUGGCCCCCGUGCAGACCUAAACCCCCGGCGGCAAGCGGGUAGACAAUUCCACGUUGCCGUGGCGAGCGCCCGCCCCCGGGCGAAGCUUUUAUUUUAUUUAUAAGACGGAAGGGAACCGCGCGGCCCCGUGACCCUCCGCCGAGGCUGAUUCCUAGGGUCUUGUUCACUCGCGACGCGGCCAUCCACUAAUGAUCGCCGCCACCAUCAUCACCAUCAUCACCAUCAUCACCAUCAUCGUCAUCACUACCACCACCAUAAUCAUCACCACAACCAUAAUCAUCACCACAACCAUAAUCAUCAUCAUCAUCAUCACACACCA
Molecule: messenger RNA, 1086 nt
Organism: Petromyzon marinus (sea lamprey)
Lineage: Eukaryota; Metazoa; Chordata; Hyperoartia; Petromyzontiformes; Petromyzontidae
Source: RefSeq, a predicted model, not a curated record